Panicum virgatum (switchgrass) is the source of this 2158-nucleotide messenger RNA. Its product is annotated as peptidyl-prolyl cis-trans isomerase CYP57-like. Gene Ontology annotation, molecular function: peptidyl-prolyl cis-trans isomerase activity. Gene Ontology annotation, cellular component: catalytic step 2 spliceosome. The record is from RefSeq and is a predicted model, not a curated record. The transcript is spliced from 11 exons. Gene Ontology annotation, biological process: protein folding; protein peptidyl-prolyl isomerization. Bases 142 to 1680 code for a protein of 512 amino acids. NCBI's taxonomy places the organism in Eukaryota, Viridiplantae, Streptophyta, Magnoliopsida, Poales, Poaceae.
CCAGACGAACCGGACCGACUUUUAGGCCCUACCCAAAGGAGGAGGAGACCGACGGCCCGGCCGGAGGGCGACCACGCGCGCGAGGUAGAGCGUCGCGGCGUCGGGCGGCGGCGGCCGGAGGCGACAGACGAGACAGGCAGGAUGUCGUCGGUGUACGUGCUUGAGCCCCCGACGAAGGGCAAGGUGGUGGUGCAGACGACGGCUGGCCCGCUCGACAUCGAGCUGUGGCCCAAGGAGGCCCCCAAGGCGGCGCGCAACUUCGUGCAGCUCUGCCUCGAGGGCUACUACGACGGCACCCUCUUCCACCGCGUCAUCAAGAACUUCCUCGUCCAGGGCGGAGACCCCACUGGCUCCGGCACCGGGGGUGAGAGCAUCUAUGGCGCGCCGUUUGCAGAUGAGUUCCACUCGCGGCUGAGGUUUAACCACAGGGGUUUAGUCGCGUGCGCCAAUGCUGGCACGCCUCAUUCAAACGGGAGCCAGUUCUUUAUCACCCUUGACCGCUGCGAUUGGCUUGACAAGAAGAACACCAUCUUUGGGAAGGUUACUGGUGAUUCUAUUUUCAACCUUCUUGCCUUGGCUGAUGUUGAGACAGAUAAGGAUGAUCGACCUGUGUAUCCACAGAAAAUUCUUUCAGUAGAGGUUCUCUGGGACCCAUUUGAGGAUAUUGUUCCAAGGCAGCUCAAGAAGGCUGAGUUUGUUGCCAAGGCUGAUGCUGAGGUGAAACCUAAGAAGAAGGCAGUUAAGCAACUUAAUGUGCUCUCUUUUGGAGAUGAAGUAGAAGAGGAGGAGAAUGAGGCAGCUUCCUCUGUUCCGGCCAAAAUAAAAAGUAUUCAUGAUGUGCUAGACGAUCCCCGUUUCCUUAAAGGGGAACCAGAGGAUGUACAGCUGUCCAAGGAGCAAGAGGAGAAGAAAAAAGACACUGUUUUAUCUGUCAGGGAUGCUUUGAUCUCAAAGAAAGUUGACUCAAGAGAGCCAGAGCAUGCUCCAGAAUCUGAUGAUUAUCCUGAAGACGAGAAUGAAGAGGAUUUUGACAAUAGAAUGCGUUCACAAAUCCUAAAAAAACGUAGAGAACUUGGUGAUGUCCCCCCUCGUGAAACUUCUAAAGCAGAUAAACCACAUCGGAAGGAUAAGGAAUUACCAGACCGCAGGGCCGAAAUUAAACAUAGGAGGGACAAUGAUGACGAUGACAAUCAGGAGCAUGAACUACAAAAGUCUAAAAAACUAUCAUUGAAGAAAAAAGGUAUUGGCUCAGAAGCCAGUGCUGAGAGGAUGUCCAGAACAGAUGCAAAUUUGCAGCUUCUAAAUCCAGCUGAACAAGAGAGACAUUUGCAAAAACAGAAAAAACGCCGGCUUCAAGGCCGUGAAGACGAGACUCUAGCAAAGCUACAGAAGUUCAAGGCUUCUUUCCUCAGUAAGAAUCCUGCUACAGAUCACAUCAAAGAAAAGAAUCCUGCUACUGAUAAGGCAGAAAAGGAAGCUGAAGAGGACUACACGGGGUGGCAUACAAACCGUCUGUCUUUCUUACCCGAUUCUUCCAAGGAUGGAAUGGCUAGGAAAGAUGAUCCAGAUGACUAUGUGGUGGUAGAUCCUCUUCUGGAGAAAGGAAAAGAAAAAUUCAACAAGAUGCAAGCGAAGCUUAAGCGGAGAGAGCGUGAAUGGGCAGGCAGAUCUCUCACCUGACCAGCAAGCUGCUUGAAUUGCAUUGGUGCUCCUUUCUUACCCUUGAUGUUUUGGCGUGGUCUUGGGACCGUAAUCAGUGGAUAUCGCACGCAGAUCACAGAACUGAUGGUAGCGCGCCCAUCUGCAGACUGUUCUUAAUUUUCCUUUUUGGUAUCUGUAUCAUGAUUGUUGAAGCUGUAAUUGCCGAAUGCUGCAGUUUUGGCGUGGUCUUGGGACCAUGAACUGCGGAUAUUGCACACAAGAGCACGGAACUGAUGGUAGAGCGCCCAUCUGUAGACUAUUGUUUUCCUUUUUGGUAUUUGUAUGUAUCAUGAUUGUCAAAGCUGUAAAUGCAAUUGUACAAUAGAUUGUUUUGGUUUUAUAGGGUCCAUGAGGAAGCAACUCUGUAUCGCUAGCUAUAUGGUAUCCGUCUUACAGAGUUCACAAAAGGAUCUAACACAAAAGUGUUCGAAAUCAAAAUGCACGUAAUUCUUGCUUU